Molecule: messenger RNA, 1763 nt
Organism: Aedes aegypti (yellow fever mosquito)
Lineage: Eukaryota; Metazoa; Arthropoda; Insecta; Diptera; Culicidae
Product: heat shock protein beta-1
Exons: 6
Coding region: 377-1054 (225 amino acids)
Biological process (GO): response to heat; protein refolding
Molecular function (GO): protein folding chaperone
Source: RefSeq, a predicted model, not a curated record
UCGCGCGGAGAGCCAUUCAGUCGCAGAAGAGAGUUUGCCGUAUCGUUAUCCUACAGUAAGACCAACCAGUUCAGUUUAUACAAGUGAACGUCAAACUUUUGUUGUCCCUCAGUACAGAGUGUGAAUCUGGUGCAAUAAAAAAAAAACGCAAUCAAUCGGUACAACGAAAAAGGGAAGGAAAGUGUGACCUUGCCCCUUGACAAAGAAGCUCGCUUUUGAUUACGAUUGCUAGUUUGCUCGUUUGAGAGUUUGGUGAAAGUGAGAGUCUUACUCCUCGCGAAAACGAAAGUGAUUGAUUUUUGACAGUGCGCCCAAUCGUCGAACGAUUGUGUUUAUUGUGUGUUAUCACAGCCUACUACAACAAACCCGGUGAAAAAUGGCCGACAGUGCAAACAAGCGCAACAUCCCGAUCAAGCUCGGUGACUUCAGCGUGAUCGAUACGGAGUUUGCCAGCAUCCGCGAGCGCUUCGACUCCGAGAUGCGAAAGAUGGAGGAGGAGAUGUCCAAAUUUAGAUCGGAACUGAUGAACCGCGAGUCCAACUUUUUCGAGACCACCUCGAGUUUUUCCACCAAAAAGACGGCGACGUCCAGCAGCACCACCACAUCGAAUGCAGCCUCGGCCCUGCGACCACAGACCGGCACAAGCACCAGCAGCAGCAGCACACAGGUUCAGGACAUCAACUCUCCGCUGAUACAGGACAGCGGUUUGCAAUCCUCUAGUAGUCGUGAGGCGAUUAAAGAAACGGUCGAACAAGUAGAGGAUGGCGAUAACAAAGUUCUGAAGCUGCGCUUCGACGUCAGUCAGUAUGCCCCAGAGGAAAUUGUCGUCAAGACUGUGGACAACAAGCUGCUGGUCCACGCCAAGCACGAGGAAAAGUCCGACACCAAGUCCGUCUACAGGGAGUACAAUCGGGAGUUCCUGCUCCCGAAGGGCUGCAACCCGGAGCUGAUCAAGUCCUCCUUGAGCAAGGACGGAGUACUAACGGUGGACGCUCCACUACCACAGCAGGCUCUGACCGCCGGCGAAACCAUGAUUCCAAUUGGCCAUCACUAAACCCCUAAAUAGAGUUUCAUCCAUAAAUCUUUAUCAAUGUGUGUACUCGGGAAAGCUGCGCGUGGUUUAUAACUCACACACAUCGCUUUCAUCAAGCCAUAAUUACCAGCCGAUACCCAAUUAUUAGAGACAUCACCAGUGAGAGAGGGCGAGAAGAGAUACAUAAUUCACUAAAAAAAAGUAGACGUGCUUUUUCAACGAUAUUUGUUUCGAUAUUAGAUCUUUUACGAGAGCAAUGGCUGCAAUGGCCACCAAUUUAGAAAACUAAGCAAGCAUCGGAUCCAAUUAAGAAGGAAAAUUUUGAACUGGAACAUCGCCAACGCUACGGCUAGUUGUUAGGCCCUUAUAAUUCAAUUCAUCUAUCUAUUUUUAUAACAAAAAACGGAAGAUAUUUCAAACUUGUGAUAACCCUCUGAAUUAAAACCAACGGUCAUCGCACACACCUAAUUAAUUAAUAUUCUUUCCGAUUGUUAACCACACGCAUCACCAUCGAAAAACCAUCGAAUCAACUCAGUAGGCGGUGCACUCUAACCGUGCCCCACAGCCUACUUACUUACUUACGAACCAGUAUAACACAAAAUGAACCGAGGCCUUUAUGAGUUUCUGGGAUUAAUUACCUUUUUCUACUGAACUCACUUGAGAUUUUGUAACGGGAAUAUUUUUUACUCGAAAAACAUCAGAAAAAUGUCACUGCAAUUUAGAGGCAGCU